Messenger RNA from Chelmon rostratus (copperband butterflyfish), 4113 nucleotides. RefSeq names its product RecQ helicase-like (gene recql). The record is from RefSeq and is a predicted model, not a curated record. Gene Ontology annotation, cellular component: cytoplasm; chromosome. The transcript is spliced from 15 exons. Gene Ontology annotation, molecular function: four-way junction helicase activity; nucleic acid binding; ATP binding. Lineage: Eukaryota; Metazoa; Chordata; Actinopteri; Chaetodontiformes; Chaetodontidae. Bases 152 to 2677 code for a protein of 841 amino acids. Gene Ontology annotation, biological process: double-strand break repair via homologous recombination.
GCUGGCGUGUUUUUCAACCGGCGGUCUGUAUGGCAACCGUGAAGUAGAUUCAGAAACAAGGAAGGAUCCCGGACUGAAUGGGACUCAUACAGUUACACCUCUCUGACAGUGUGAUUGUUGUCUCCUUUCGGAGCAAAGAAGUCUGAGAAAUAUGGAUGAUGGUGAUGCGCAGGCAGAGCUGGACUCGGUGGAGGCAGAGCUGAAGUUGGUGGAGUUGCAGAUCACGGAGCUUCUGGAGAAGCAGACCGAGCUGACUACUCGUAAGAAUGCUCUGCUGCUGCAGCUGGAGGAGGCUGUUAAUGCUGCACAGCCAUCAUCCUCUUCAACCUCAUCCUCCUCAAAGUCAUAUGGAGCUGAUCCAGUAAUGAGCAGGCAGGAGAUGAAGCGCUAUGAUAGCACAGAUUUUCCAUGGUCCAAAGAAGUGGAGAAGCACCUGAAGGAUUCGUUCCUUCUCUCCAAGUUCAGACCGCUGCAGCUGAGGGGCAUCAACCUGACACUGUCAGGCAGAGAUCUGUUCCUGGUGAUGCCCACAGGAAGAGGAAAAAGCCUCUGCUACCAGCUUCCUGCGCUCUACUCCAAGGGUUUUACAUUGGUAGUCACUCCCCUGGUGUCCCUGAUGGAGGACCAGAUCAUGUACCUGAAGUCUAUCAGCGUGCCAGCAGUCAUGCUGAAUGCGUCGAAUACCAAGGAGCAGGCCAAGACAGUCAUGGCUGGAAUGACGGAUCCCAAGGCCCCUUUCAAGCUGCUGUAUGUGACUCCAGAGAAAAUCGCCAAGAGCAAGCUGCUCAUGUCUCGUCUGGAGAAGGCCUACAACGCAAACCUGCUGAGUCGAAUCGCUGUGGACGAGGUGCACUGCUGCAGUCAGUGGGGACAUGAUUUCAGACAAGAUUAUAAACUGUUGGGCAUCCUGAAAAGGCAGUUCCCUAAAGUCCCACUUCUCGGGCUCACAGCCACAGCAACCAGCAGCGUCCUCAAGGACUGUGAGAAGAUCCUGUGUGUGAAACAGCCAAUCACACUCACGGCAUCCUUCAACCGACUCAACCUCUACUACGAGGUCCGUGUUAAAGAUUCUGACAGUGAUGCAUCAAUAAAUGACAUCGCAUCUCUCAUCAAGAACAGAUACAAGGACCAGUCAGGGAUCGUCUAUGUGUUCUCUCAGAAAGAUGCAGAGACUGUGUCCUCUGAACUGCAGAAAAGAGACAUCCUGGCCUAUCCCUACCAUGCUAACAUGGACCCUGACGAUAAGUCCCGUGUUCACCGCAAAUGGACCUCCAACAUAAUCCAGGUGGUGGUAGCCACGGUGGCGUUUGGCAUGGGCAUUGACAAGCCUGACGUAAGGUUUGUCAUCCACCACACCAUCAGCAAGUCCAUCGAGAACUACUAUCAAGAGAGUGGACGUGCAGGUCGAGACGACAGACCGGCAGACUGCAUAGUGUACUUUGGCUUCUCUGACAUCUUCAGGAUCAGCACCAUGGUGGUGAUGGAGAAUGUCGGUCAGCAGAAACUGAGGCAGAUGGUUGACUACUGCCAGAAUAUCGACAGGUGUCGGCGCUCUCUUAUGGCUGUUCAUUUUGAUGAAGUGUGGGACGAUGAAGGAUGCAACCAGAUGUGUGACACCUGCCGCAAUGCGAAAGACUUCACCACGGUGGACAUUACCCAGCAUGCCAGGCAGGUGGUGGAGAUUGUGGAACUAGCAGCGUCCAUGGAUGAAAAGCUGACUCCUCUGAAGCUGGUGGUGGCGUGGAUGGGGAAAGGCCCAGCCAAGCGCAGGAAAAUGAUCCAGACCACCACACUGUCUCGGCUGCAGGCUGAAGCUGUGAUCGUGUUUCUGCUGCUGCAGGGAUAUCUCAGGGAGGAUUUCAGCUUCACUCCAUACACCACCUAUGUUUACAUGAAACUGGGCCGCAAAGCUCCUCUGCUGAAGAAUCAGACUCACACACUCAGCAUGAAAAUGAGGACAACAGGGACUGUGUCUGCUGUGGACACAGCCGCUGUUAAAGCCAGUGAGGAGGCCGUCGAUGUGACCUUUGACCCCACUGUCAUGGACAACAGCUGUCCCCCACAACCCAAACAGAAAAUAUUUAAAGAACAGAGCAAUCUGUCAAGGAAACUACAUGUGAGACCAACCAGCCUGCCAGACGAACAGAGAGACAGAGAAAACAAACAGCUGGCAGACAGACAAGGAGAGGAAGUGGAGCAUAAGAGGAGGCCUCAACAUGCAAUUGAAGUCGAUGUUGAAAUUAACAUUAUAGAUAACAGUGAUGAUGAGAAAACACCAUCACAUCCAAUUAAGCCUUGUUCCAAGCGUAAAUCCACCACCCCUCAGAGAGUGAGGAGGAAGCCCUGUGCUAAUGUAGCAGCAGCAGGUGUUCCAUCUCCUCCCCCAGCUGGGAGCAUCUCCACCAACACUGUGCCCAGCUCUUCAUCCCAGGCCUCCAUCAUCUCUGAGACUGCAGUCGAGGAACUCUGUAACCUGAGGAACUAUUACAGCAAACAGCUGAGGAGAAUAAACUAUGUUUCCCAUGAGUACCUGGGGCAGCCCACAGAGGCAGGAGUGCUGGCAUGUAUCAGGGAGCCUCUGAGGACCCUCCGUCUGCCCCGCAGGGAAACCAUUGCCCAGACGGCACGCAGCCUGUGGACACGAGUCAGUGGCCGGAGCAAGUUGCUUCACCGGUGACAUCACAUAAGUUCAGUCAGCAUUUAGAUGUGGUGUUUGUAGGUGUAUCACAAAAUGUUUGCAACUGCUGUUGGUCAUCACAAAUGUUUUCUCUGCUGUCACAGUUAAAGAAACCAGUAUGUGUAGGAUUUUAAAAUGUCCUGCUGGCUGCCUAUCACCCCAUAAAUGUGACCUGGGAACUUUGAUGAAUGGGCUGAAAGCAACAUAUUUGAUUGUCGUAUUUUUGUACAAACAAAAGCAAAUGCUUUGAGAACAAUUUAGACAAUGUUCUGAUGGCUGAGAGACAAGUUCAAUGUUUCAUACCUCAGCUGCUGGGUUGUUAAUUGAUUAAAUGUUGUGAUGUAUGAAGUUCUGGACCAAGAUUUAAAGCUAUACUUCUCUUUUCUGCUGUCUUUGUCAACAAAAUCCUGACAAACUAAAUAACUGAAAGCCAAAAAUGGGACGGAUUUUGAUUAGCUCGAUUUGGGGUGUUUAUAGGAACUGGGAUGAGUUCACGUACAUGCAGUGCAAUUAUUGAGAAACCAGUAAAUUUAAAGUCUAAAACUGAAAUUAAAUGGCAUGUUUUUUUUCUGCUACCACACACAGAUCUGUAAAUUAUAUAUCCUGUGUUGUCGUUUGAAGAAAUGAGAACCCUAAAGGGAGACAUCUGUUUUAGUUUUAUAAUGGCAUCCCAACCUGCAUCUACCAUAAAUGCUGCUGGUUCUCUGCCAAUAUGAGCUGUCCAUGUGUGUUGUGUUGUCCUGUUGAAUGCGUUACUAACCAACCACUAACUAACCACUGCCAAAGUGCACUGCUAACAUUAUUUUUCAGGCUAGUUAGCCAGCAACCAUCAGUUGAGAUGCUAAUAGUGUGCUCCUCAUUCUACAAUAUGGCUGCUAACAGAAGUCUUCCUUGGCUUGUGAGCUACAGUUCAAGUUUUUUUUUUUUUUUUUUGUUAGUUUGUGACUGUGCUGGCUCAGCUGUCAAACACAGCCUGCCCCUGUUUAGAGAGCAAAGGACCAUUUGUAAUAUUUCCUCAGUUAGCUUUUUCCCCUUUUUUGGUAUAAAAAACUUUGAGAAUGCAUUUAAAAAUCACUUUGAUUUAAAAAUAAGUUUUGACUAAAAAAAGAUGACUAAUGAUGACUAAAAAAUGAGUAAUUGUGACUGCAGUUGCAUAUUAAGUUAAACUGUAGCGAGAAUAAUUGUUAUGGUAUCUUCGAGACCUUUUUCAUGUGUUGCCUGAUCUGUUGAACCAUCAGAUCUCAAUUUGUCAAAGUCCUCAUAACAAAUUUUGUUUUGCUGAAGGUUCUAAAUUCUGCUCUUGCUCCCAUCUCAUUCUCAGAGAGAAGAAGAAAUUGAGAGGACUUUUCGAACAUGUAUGGCUCUAUAUAUUAUUUGUAAGAGUUGGUGUGUUUAAUCAGCCUAUGAGGAAUAAAUCUUAAGGUGGCAUAUGCAUU